AUGUCUCGCCAGCGUCGUCCAGUACAGGGGAAAGAGUCGGACAGUCCAACAACUGAUUCGGUGCUCGAAGUCCCACCUAAAAUGUUGAAGAAGCUUCUUCACUGGGACGAGUUACCGCACUGGCAGCGUGAUAAUCACCACAUUCAUACUGGCUAUCGACCAGCCUCAUCUUCGUUCUGGGCCUCAUUCCAAUCGCUGGGCUACUUCCAUAACGAGACCGUCAAUAUCUACAGCCAUCUUUUGCCGUCCAUUUUGGCUGCUCCUGCGGCUUAUCUACUCUACAAUGCCUUGGAACCUCGUUACCAGACCGCGGCGGACUCCGACAUCGCUGCGUUUGCUUGCUUCUUUGCCGGCGCAGCUUUUUGUUUGGGCAUGUCCGCGACCUACCACACAAUCUCCAACCAUUCACCCGUCGUGGCCCGCAUUGGCAAUGCGUUCGACUAUAUUGGCAUUGUUGGCCUCAUCGUAGGCAGCUUUGUGCCCAGUGUUUUCUAUGGAUUUUAUUGUGUGCCCGAACUUCAACAUCGAUACUGGACCAUGAUCUGCACCAUCGGACUGGGCUGUGUAUGUGUCUCAAUUGUCCCACGGUUCCGGACUCCCCGCUGGCGGCCAUUCCGGGCCGCCAUGUUUGUCGGGAUGGGCCUGUCUGCCGCCUUCCCCGUACUCCAUGGCUUGGCUCUUUUUGGAUUCGAUCGUAUGCGGCAACAGAUUGGUCUCAGCUGGCUCUUGCUUCAGGGCUUCCUAUACAUUCUCGGAGCCGCCAUCUAUGCCGCGCGGGUACCCGAGAGACUGCAACCUGGCAAGUUUGACCUCGUUGGCAGCUCACAUCAAAUAUUCCACGUGCUGGUCGUGUGCGCAGCGGUGGCUCAUCUGACCGGACUUUUGAAAGCGUUUGACUACCGGCAUAGUGGGACUGCCGAGAGUUGUCAGAUUCCACGCGGCUGA
This is a messenger RNA of Penicillium verhagenii, 945 nucleotides long. RefSeq names its product hemolysin III family protein. The transcript has a single exon. Lineage: Eukaryota; Fungi; Ascomycota; Eurotiomycetes; Eurotiales; Aspergillaceae. The record is from RefSeq and is a predicted model, not a curated record. Gene Ontology annotation, cellular component: membrane. Gene Ontology annotation, molecular function: signaling receptor activity. Bases 1 to 945 code for a protein of 314 amino acids.